UUUUGCGUUAAUUCUACUACGUAAUAGUAACUAAGUGCGUCAAAUGUUGCAACGAACAUCCGUCUGUGCACUACAUGACCUUCGGUAACCUGGUGCUAUCAUACUCAUGCCAUUCGAUUUUUAACAGCGACUGAGUCUAUCGUAUUGAACAUGAGGAUGCCUUUCUGGACGGACGCGUUUCAACUUUCAAGGGUCGACCUCGGAGUUGUGUCAAGCACCAUUAAUGUUGGUCGAGAGUUUACCACACUGGUUGAGCUGAUCGAUACUCUCACUUUCCACACUUCGCCGUCCCUAGAAUGCUCUAGGCUAGCACUCAACGUGUACCAUCGUAGAUUUCCCGCACCGGUGGUGGCUAUGGUAGCUUCGAGGCAUGAGCACUUGGAGCUUAAUCCCCACAUACUACGUGUGACCGCACCCUUAAAGAGAGGAGCAGAUUGAGCAGUAUGCCCUCAACUUCAUCAUGACCCUCUUACCCUUGGCUAUCCUGUUACUGUUACGCAUCCAGUUUGUUUGCUCCUUACUGCCGGGCCUCAAUGGUGACAGUAUCACUACACUCGACGUCAGUGACUCUCCAUCCAGCAACAACACCAGAACCUUGUGGGACAUCAUCUGGAGUUGCGCUGCGACUCUAUUCGCAUGCACAUGGACUGCAAUUCACCCAAACAUCCCGGGUAUGGACGAGGGGAAAUUCACUGUUUUAUCUCGUCGCCUAGGCAUGAUGAUGAUGGCGCUGAUCGCCCCAGAACUCCUGAUCACCUGGGCCACGUGUCAGUUUCUAAGUGCUUGUGACGCUGCGAAGGCCUUCAAUGAUACCUUUGAUGCGCAACUUCAUCAGACCCGAGACGACUGUCCAGGUACAGGAGAGAGCACAGCUACAUUACUCAAUGAAAUUCCAAUAUCAGAUGGAAGGAACAGUCCUCAUCCGAGCGCUUCGCAGGUUGCAGUUUGCAAUUUUAGAGAAUGGACUAUAACACAAGGUUUUUUUGCGUGGAUGGGUGGAUUCAUGCUCUACUAUAAUGGCAAGCCGCGAGUCACUCUUACACCCAAGGAGCUUGAGCGUUUUGUUCAUGAGAGCUCCGUGGAAGUGCCCAUCAUCGUGGAUGCAGACAUAGAAGAUCGCAGUAAGGGCGACGCAUUAUCCAAAGGCAUCGCCGUUCUUCAGCUGGCGUGGUUCGUCCUCCAGCUUGUCGCCCGUUACGUUCAGAACCUUCCGAUCACACUGCUUGAAGUCGAUACUCUUGCUUUAGCUGCCCUGACCAGCAUUGCCUAUGGCUUUUGGUGGAAGAAGCCUAAGGAUGUAAGACGUCCUCAUGCUGUUUAUUGGAAAGCGACUGCACCUCCGCCAAGUAAUUUAGCCUAUGGCACUGUAAAUGCAGAAUUCUUCGCCAAAAACCCGGGUGUUCUUCCGUUAAGUUACAUCUAUGCUAUUUUAAGUCUUGCGGCUUUGGGCCCAUUCAAUUCCCCCCAUGCUGUCCAUUCACGUCGGGUUCCGUCUGUGGGUGGUUAUGAUCAGGACAGUGUCUCCCGCCGUCCAAUCAUUGUACUUCUCAUUGGAUGUUUCAGUGCGGCAGUGUUUGGAGGGAUACAUUGUUUGGGCUGGAAUUAUUUGUUUCGGUGGCACGCAGAGCAGAUACUAUGGCGUACGGCUUCCCUUGCGAUAGUAUUAGCAUCGGUAUCUAAUUUUCUGCUGUUUGGCUCUAUACUUAUGACGAGCGGUUUGAACGGGCUUAAGGAAACAUUCAAAGUUAGCAAGAGAUUCAUUGCGUUCGAAUUUGCCACCUCUUGCAUAUAUAGUGUUGCACGCCUUACACUAGCUGUACUUAUGUUGAUGAGCUUUCGAUCGCUACCUCCUGGCACAUAUGAUACAGUAGCCUGGACCAGGUUCAUUCCACAUUUGUAGUUUCCUUUUACAUACGUCACAGUUAUGGUUAUGAAGUUGCUGU
Messenger RNA from Suillus subaureus, 1943 nucleotides. RefSeq lists its product as uncharacterized. The transcript has 3 exons. The record is from RefSeq and is a predicted model, not a curated record. NCBI's taxonomy places the organism in Eukaryota, Fungi, Basidiomycota, Agaricomycetes, Boletales, Suillaceae. Bases 461 to 1900 code for a protein of 479 amino acids.